GCGAGCUCUCAGGUGAUGUCAUGGAUCGCCCCUCCCCCUCCCCAACCCCCUCCCCCUCGCUCCCCACCAACCGCCGGGAGCGCGCUAGAUGAAAAGGCGGGAAAGUGGCCAACGGUGAGGGCCGUUAAUAGAGCGUGGCAGGGCGGCUGCAGAGGGGCCAGCGGAGGCCGGUCGGGGAGCGGCCAGGCUAAGGAGAGGGAAAGAGGCCAGAGGAGGCGAGGCAGGAGCGGUGAGGGCUCGAGCACCCCCGUCCCUGAAGCCUGGAGAAAAGUGUGGCCUCAGGAACUGAGGAGCCUCCUCUCCCCGAGUCCCCCAACUGCUCUCUGGGGCCGCAGCCUUUUGGACAAUCUGGGAUUCCACAAAUCUUCCAUCUCUUGCCCAGGAUCCCUCCAAUCAGGGCCAGCUCAGCCCAGUUCUAAUGAGAGGAACAUUUCUGACCAGGGAAGCAGUGAAGGAGGCUCUCCCUCACCCUAUGGGAACUGUGUUAGCAGAGUUGGUGGCCCCCCUCGGGCUUCCCGACCACUCCCCUCAGGGCCUCGGCCCUGUCCCUGUCCUGGCUGUGGAAAGAAGUUCUCCCUCAAGCAUCAGAUGGAGACUCACUACAGGGCCCACACAGGGGAGAAGCCUUUCUCUUGCCGCCUCUGCCCCCAGCGUUCCCGGGACUUCUCUGCCAUGACCAAGCACCUAAGGACACAUGGCACAGCCCCUUACCGCUGCCCCCUGUGCCAGGCUGGCUGCCCCAGCUUGACCACUAUGCAGGCCCACAUGCGGAGCCAUCCACCGGGACAACUGCCACCUGGAUGGACCAUCCGUUCCACUUUCCUCUAUUCUUCCUCCAGACCUUCUCCCUCAUCUUCUAAUUAUCCCCAUAUCACUGCCUCCCCCACUUCCACCUCCUCUUCCUCCCCUUCUCCAUCUCUUUCUUCUGCCACCUGAGAACAGGAUCUUGCAACUUAAAUGAGGAGCAGGGAUUUGAAAGGCGGACCAGACCCUGGAAGGGAGGUGUAGACACUUCGAGCCUGCCGCGUGGGCAGCGGAGUAUUAGUGUCCGCGUCUUGGUCCUCCUGGUGUUUUAGGAAUUGCUUCUUAGAAGCUAUACCUCUAGGCUGGCACUAGCUCGGCCAUCAAGUGAAGGCAGGCAGGUGCCAGCUCUCUGGAGCCUGCCUCUACACAGACCGCAAUAAAGCUAGCGCAGCUCGGCUUUCCCCCGAGGAAGAAAA
Messenger RNA from Monodelphis domestica (gray short-tailed opossum), 1220 nucleotides. The record is from RefSeq and is a predicted model, not a curated record. NCBI's taxonomy places the organism in Eukaryota, Metazoa, Chordata, Mammalia, Didelphimorphia, Didelphidae.